This is a messenger RNA of Danio aesculapii, 2737 nucleotides long. RefSeq names its product immunoglobulin superfamily, member 8 (gene igsf8). The coding region runs from base 343 to 2190 and encodes 615 amino acids. The transcript is spliced from 6 exons. The record is from RefSeq and is a predicted model, not a curated record. Lineage: Eukaryota; Metazoa; Chordata; Actinopteri; Cypriniformes; Danionidae.
GUCGCCGCCUGAUUUACUCAGGGAUCAAUCGUAAAGACAAAUGCUGUGAUUGCGAUGGAAAAAGCGGGAUGUAAGAUAAAAACAACACGAAUAAUAUUACUGCAAACAUCGACACGUCCGCGCGCCUGCAGUGCUGGACUUUAAACGCGUUUUGAAGGAUAUAAUCUUCAAUUUGAAGCUCGUGUUUGUGUACAGUUUGUUUGAUGUUAGCAUGCUAGUUUAUCUAGUGGUUAUAUGAGUAUUGUUUCCAGCACCAGCUCGAGGACAGCACGCGCUGACAGACAUGUGUGUUUACUGUAGUAAAGCGGUGUAAAGGUGUGUUUGUUCGGGGAUUGGAGCGGAAUGGCACCGCGGUGGAUCGUCAUUUUCGUGGCUUUACUGUGCGAGUUGCAGGUGUGUGUGUGUCGGGAGGUGACUCUUCCUGCCGGGCCGCUGUACCGGGUUGCAGGUUUCUCGCUGUCUCUACCCUGCACCGUUUCUGCAUACGAAGGGCCGCGGACGCAGGAUUUUGAGUGGUAUCUGUACCGUGAGGAUGCUGGAGGGCGGCAGAUCGGUGUGGUGUCCACGCGAGACACCGGGUUUCCAUAUGCACCGUUCCUAAGCCGAGUGCAGUCCGGAGAGGUUCGGGUGGAGAGAGACUCGGACGAUAAAGCCAGACUGAUCAUCCAGAGGCUCCGAGCGGAUGAUCAGGGCAGAUACGAGUGUUACACACCCAGCACAGACACUCACUUCCUAGGGAACUACAGCUCGUCUGUCACGGUCAAAGUGAUUCCAGACACUCUUCUGAUCACACACUCUCGUAUUCUGAGCGGUCAGCCUGUGAUUGAAGGGACGGAGCUGCAGCUGACCUGUGCGGCGUCUGUUCAGUCGCAGCAGCACACGCACGUGUCCGUGACGUUUGGCGUCCGCAGCAGCAGAGAAACCGAAUCUCAGGGCCACAACCUGCGAGAGAUCAUGGGCAUCGACCGCGAGCUGCGCGUGACUCCGGGCCACAGCGGAGGAUUCGCCAAACGCCACCGAGACGGAGAGAUCGCUCUGGAGAAGCGCAGAGGGGAUGGAGGACGAGAUCUGUACACGCUGAAGAUGAGCGCUCUCGCACCUGAGGAUUCUGGGUCGUAUUUUUGCGAGGCUGCGCAGUGGAUUAGAGAUCCCGAUGGAAAAUGGGAACGAAUCGCAUUGAGGACCAUGGAGCUUGGGAAUCUCACUGUUCAACCACUUGCGGACUCCCUGACGGUGCGCUCUGUGCCAACGGGCGUGGUGUCUCUGCAGCCGGGUGCUCCUCUGUCCCUCAGCUGUGUGGUUUCGGGUUUGGGCUCCUGGAACCGCUCUGCGCUGCUCGUGCAGUGGAUGCGGCGUGGAUCAUCGGGUGGUGUGGAGGUGGAGCUAGCGCGAGUCGGGCCUGACGGGGUAGUGCUGUGGGGUGAUGAUGCCAGCCGGGCGGGUGGAGGCAGCAUGGAGAGAGAAGCUGAUGGGAAAUUUUCUCUGCGGCUUUUUUCGGUUCACCCUGCAGACGCUGGACUCUACCGCUGUGCCGUGAGCGUGUACGCCGGACGGAAAACACCAGGACCGGCCAGCCCCGCUACCGUAACCCAGAGGUCAGACUGGGUCACCGUUAGCCUGAAGACUGAAGAGGUGCGAGUGUCUGCUGUUAUUGAUCUCCCACGCCGGCCGCUCCUGAAGCGUGGCAGCACCGUCUCCAUCUUCUGCAACGUCUCCAUCUGGUCCCGCACUCCCGCACGGGUGGCGCUGCAGUGGCGUCACACACCUGAGGAUCCGCUCCAGAAAGACAGAUCAGUUUCUGCGGACAGUAAAGGUCAAGUCCUUGCCGCUUUAACCCACGAUGGCCUGACGCGCAUCUACAGCAAUGGCAGCGAUCUGAGUGUGGAGCGAGUGUCAGAGAUCUGCUACCGGCUGCGGGUUUUCUCUGCCGAUCAGCCGGAUCAGGGACUCUAUCAGUGUGAGGCGCAGGUUUGGGCUCAGGAUCCCCGCGGCGGAUGGUACAACACUGGAGCGAGAGCAGAGUCCACCACUGCACGCCUGUAUCUAUACGCACGAGUCACGGAUCUGCUGCUCAUCCCGCUGGUGGUCGGCGUUUCGUCUGCGCUAUUUGUAGGAGUUUUAAUAAUCGCGACGGUGACCUGCUGCUUCAUGAAGAGACUGGCCAGACAGCGCUCACGUGUGCGGAAAUAACACACACACACACACACACACACACACCAGACUCUAAACAUUCAGUGACUUGAACGGAUGAAGAAACCAGGUUUAACACAGGUAUUUGUGAAUGAUGUUAUGCAUAUUAGCCCAUACGCGGACGACAGCAGAUGCAUAAACACAGACACCUGUAGAUUCACUCAAGCUGUGAUUAUGGUGAUUUGCACUGUUUCCACUCUCUAAAGUUAAUGAAUUGGGAUAAAAGCCACUCUCACAGGGUUUAAUACAGAUAAAUCCACAGACGUCUGGCACUGAGAUCACUGUCUGUCAUUUAUAUCAGUUCCCAAUGGUAUGAAUGUGCAUGUAAUUCAGUGUGAGAUGAACAAGAUACUCGUUGCUAUGAAAUACGUUUAUGGCAAGAUUUUCAGGUUUCCCACUCUUUUGUGUCUGAAUGAAAAGCUGACUGUGUUUUAUUUGUCACAGUGACGUGUUUUUGUAGUUACUCAUGAGUCUUACAUUGUGAAAGAUAAAUUUCACAAAAGAAAUGGCCUCAUCGUGUUAUAUCCCCAAAUCUCAAGAAACAAGA